AGUACCUUGAUUUUGGUCUGGCCUGACGUACUAAAAGCGGCCACAGCGGACAAUGCUCGCGUGUGCAUGAAAAAAAAAUCAAGAAAAAAAACAAUUACAAUUACGGCGACAAUACGACUAAUUUAUUUCAUUUAUUUUCCAUAAUAUUAUUUGCAAAGAGAGUGUAAAUAAUUGAAUCAGUGCGUAUAUAAGCCAAAAUCGGGCUUAGAUUAAAGAAAAGUGUUGUAAAAUUGUGUAGAACGAACGAAAGUGGAAAGCCAAAAUAGAAGGAAGGCGGACGAGAAUUCAAAAGCACAAACAACAAGUAAACGGCAGCUGUGUGGCAGAAGAUACUAAACGGUAGACAGUCACAAUUUACAGUUAGGAAAGAUGGUCAACCAUCAUUCGAAUGGUGGCGGAAGUGCUGGGAAUAGCAGCGGUGGUGCCCAUGGCGGUGGCGGAGACUACUCCGGCGACGAUCGAAGUGGGGGCGAGGAACGGGAGCGACUUGAUGGCGAUUUAAAUGACAAGCCCACCUACCUGCUGGAGCAUCUGGCCACAUUCACCGUGAACAAGGAGUCGGGCAUUGUUUAUCCGGCGGAUGGCAUGCGACGGUUGCUGCAGUUGGAGAAGACCACAGGCAUUUGGUCGCAGAAGAUGCAGCUCUGCCUGGACUAUCAGUGGGUGCUCAUCAUGGAUUACGAGACAGGGAACAUCAUUGAGCGUUUUCCUGCAUCGCUGGUGCAGGAACCCACCGCGUUCACGUCCAACGACGCCAUGGAGCUCUACAACAAUAUACUUGUCUUUAUCGUUUCGGGCGGCGGCGGAUCACGAUCCGAAAUGCACAUAUUUCAGUCACAAAGUGUUAGCGCUGUGCAUUUGGUGGAGGAUCUGAAGCAGUUGCGUAGCGGCAAAAUGAUCACCCAGCAGCGGGGAGCGACACCCACUCAGCAUGCAGGCGGCGCAAGCUCCAGUUCCGGCAUGGCCAUGAUGAUGAGCAAGACAUCGUCGUCGUCGUCGCACAGUCGCGCCGAACAGCAACAGCAGCAGCAGCAUCAUCAUCAGCGCGAACAACGCGGCCGAGAUCGGGAGCGAGAGAGGGAGCGUGAAAGAGAACGUGAAAGAGAUCGAGAGAUUCAGCAUCAGCAUCACAUGCAUCAACGCAGCAGUGUGGAUCAAUAUGGCAUGCGGGGAUCGGCUGUCAAUGCUGUGACCGAAGUGGACCUCAUACACAAUGGGGAAACGGAUUCGGAGCAUGGCGGUGUCAAUGAUCGCGACGAGACAAGCUCCACGUCCAGCGAGAAAUAUGAACGGGAUGUGGCGGUGCUGAAUCAUUGUUUCGAUGAUAUUGAGAAGUUUAUUGCGCGACUGCAGCAUGCGGCAGCCGCUUCACGAGAGCUGGAACGGCGUCGACGGAAUCGCAAAUCGAAGAAACGUGAUCCGGGCGAGGGAUUGCUUACCCUGCGCACCCGGCCGCCGCAUGAGAAGGAGUUCGUUGACAUAUUCGCCAAGUUUAAGCUAUCGUUCAAUUUGCUGGCCAAGUUGAAGGCGCACAUCCAUGAUCCCAAUGCGCCGGAAUUGGUGCAUUUUCUUUUCACACCUCUGGCACUGAUUGUCGAAGCCUCCAGCGAUACAUACUACGAGUCCCAGUUGCCGGCUCGCGUCAUCAAUCCGCUGCUGACACGCGAGGCCAUCAAUUUGUUGAUCAACUGCGUCACCAGCAAGGAGACCGAACUGUGGCGUUCAUUGGGCGAUGCCUGGGUCAUUCCGCGCGAUCAGUGGAAGGAAGAUGUUGGCUCGUAUCACCCCGUCUUCCUUGAUGGCUGGUCACCCGAUUAUUUAGUCAUUGACGAACUGGAGGCCACAUCACCGACGCACGUCACCAAGCGUCGGCUCGAUGUGCAGGCGGGUCCCGGUGCCGGUUUGGGCAUAAGCGGACGUGGUGGUGGUGCUGGUGCUGUUGCCGCCGGUGGUGGCUAUGAUGAUUAUGACACGAAUGGCAUUGGCAUCUCUCUCAGCGAGAAGUACACUAUACACCAUGGCAAUGAUCGGGAUCGGGAUCGUGAUCGUGAUCGCACCGGUGCCAUCAGUGCCUCCGAUUUCAAUGCGCGCAGCGAGCUCUCCUUUGACUCCAUAGAGCGCGGCAGCGGUGGUGGUGGCGUCACGUCUACCGGUGCCCAUGGAUCUGGUGGUUCCGGUGGUCCCACCCUUAGCGCAAUCACAGCGGGUCUGCAGAAUCUGCACACACGCGAAUCCCGCAACGUGAGCAGCGGCACUGGCAACUAUGGUGCAGCGGGCCCAGGCGGCGUCUCCGAACUGUCUGCGGGUGCAGCGCGUGGCGGUGCCGCCAAUGCCAGUGAGGAUCAGCUGCUGGAGGCGUGGCUGGAGGAUCUGCAGUCGUCGGGCGCUAAAGUUGUUCUGGUCACCUAUCCCCGCACCGCCAACAAUGACAAGGAGCUGAGCGUCAUGCGCGGUGAAUACCUGGAGAUCCUUGAUGACACACGCAAGUGGUGGAAGGCGCGUAAUAUGCGUGGUCAGGUGGCACAUGUGCCACACACGAUUGUCACACCUUUUAAUUACGGCGAUGGCGAGGGCAACGGUCAAUUCUAUGGCCAGCAGCAGCAACAGCAGCAGCAGGCUGGGGCAAGUAAAUCCCGUCACAUGACGGGCGGCAAUAUGGACAAUGCAGGCAUGGAUCAACGCUCCCCGGAUGCCACGGAUAUGAUGCGUAGCAAGCAUUUGGGCAAGAAGGGCGAGUUCCGUUACUUUUAAAACAUACCAACAUUUCAACAAACAAGCUGACAACAUAAUCCUUGCUGCGCAAAAGGAAUCGCAGUCGUUGGGAUGUUUGUCGAGUCCCCUACUUAAAUUCAUAGUUUGUAGUUGUUCUGUUUCUAUUUGUACAUGUGUGUUUUUUUAAAAAGAAAAUGGAAACUCGAAACUAACCAUAAGACUAACUUUAAGCUGUACUUCAUCGAAGAUUAGCCAAACACACACACACACUCAGCAUCACAGUGGAGAGUGGGAGAAAUACCACUCCAUUAUGGUAUAUAUAUUGUUUAUAAUGAGAGUGGACUGGUGGCGAAAGCAAUAAAUUGUUUGAAAUAAAGCCUGGUCCUUGCAAUAACUAAAGGAACCUACAUAAACAAA
This is a messenger RNA of Drosophila grimshawi, 3129 nucleotides long. Its product is annotated as epidermal growth factor receptor kinase substrate 8. Gene Ontology annotation, cellular component: plasma membrane. The transcript is spliced from 6 exons. Gene Ontology annotation, molecular function: actin binding. Gene Ontology annotation, biological process: regulation of Rho protein signal transduction; Rho protein signal transduction. NCBI's taxonomy places the organism in Eukaryota, Metazoa, Arthropoda, Insecta, Diptera, Drosophilidae. The record is from RefSeq and is a predicted model, not a curated record. The coding region runs from base 370 to 2751 and encodes 793 amino acids.